Molecule: messenger RNA, 1358 nt
Organism: Choloepus didactylus (southern two-toed sloth)
Lineage: Eukaryota; Metazoa; Chordata; Mammalia; Pilosa; Megalonychidae
Product: myocyte-specific enhancer factor 2B-like
Exons: 9
Coding region: 115-1221 (368 amino acids)
Biological process (GO): positive regulation of transcription by RNA polymerase II
Molecular function (GO): DNA-binding transcription factor activity, RNA polymerase II-specific; RNA polymerase II cis-regulatory region sequence-specific DNA binding; protein dimerization activity
Source: RefSeq, a predicted model, not a curated record
GCACGGCCCCCGAGACCCCCCACCUUGGGCCCCUGCCUCAAGUUCCUGGCCGGAGCAGCUGCUGGGCUGACGUCUGUCCCCGCGGACUGCGGUUGCUCCAGCUUGCCCGGGAGGAUGGGGAGGAAAAAAAUCCAGAUCUCACGCAUCCUGGACCAGAGGAAUCGGCAGGUUACGUUCACCAAGCGCAAGUUUGGGCUGAUGAAGAAGGCCUACGAGCUGAGCGUGCUCUGCGACUGCGAGAUCGCCCUCAUCAUCUUCAACAGUGCCAACCGACUCUUCCAAUACGCCAGCACUGACAUGGACCGCGUGCUCCUGAAGUACACCGAGUACAGCGAGCCGCACGAGAGCCGGACCAACACCGACAUCCUGGAGACGCUAAAACGGAGGGGUGUGGGCCUUGAUGGGCCAGAACUGGAGCCAGACGAGGGGCCGGAGGGGCCAGGAGAGAAGCUGCGGAGGCUGGCAGGUGAUGGGGGCGACCCGGCCCUGCCCCGGCCCCGUCUCUAUCCUGCAGCCCCCGCUAUGCCCAGCCCCGACAUGGUAUAUGGGGCCCUGCCCCCACCGAGCUGCGACCCCAGUGGGCUCGGGGAGGCCCUGCCCGCCCAGAGCCGCCCGUCCCCAUUCCGGCCAGCAGCCCCCAAAGUCGGGCCCCCAGGCCUGGCACACCCUCUCUUCUCACCGACUCACCUCGCCAGCAAGACACCGCCCCCGCUGUACCUGGCUGCUGACGGCAGGCGGCCAGACCUGCCCGGUGGCCUGACCGGGCCCCGAGGGGGGCUGAGCACCUCGAGAGGUCUCUACAGCAGCCUACAAAGCCCCAGCUCAGCAGCCCCCCCGGGACCCCCGCUGGGGGGCUUUCCCUUCCUCCCUGCCGGCCCCCCAGAAUACGGCCUGGGAGACCCGCCGCCGCCCCCCGGCCUGCUGCAGCCCCCCGCCCUGGCCCCCUGGCAGCCCUCGAGGGGGGACGGCCCCUCUGCCGUUCCUGCCCAGCCCAGUGGGGGCCGCAGCCUCGGCGAGGAGCUGCCCCCCGCCCGCGGCGCCUCCCCGCCCACCCCCCCGGUCAGCAUCAAGUCAGAGCGCGUCUCCCCGGCCCCCGGGGGCCCCGGCGACUUUCCCAAGACCUUCCCGUACCCCCUGCUCCUGGCUCGGCCCCUGGCGGAGCCCCUGCGGCCCGGGCCCCCCCUGCGACGGCUGCCCCCCGCCGACGGCUGGCCCCGGUAGUGUGGUCCCGGGGGGGGGCGCCCAGCCUCUCUCCAGGCCUCGGAGAGGGCCCAGCAUUAGGGGGGCCGGAUUCGGAACCCCGGCCGUCGAGUUUCCUGCCCCCCUCCCGUGUGUGUACCCACCAAUAAAACGCGCGC